AUGAAUUUUGCUUCUGGUACCUCCAAGACACUCUUGGCCUCGGCUCUCUUGUCCUUGCCUCCGGCCGGCCAAGCCUACGUGCUCAAGACCUUUUGCGCGCCACGGAACGAUCCGGCCGGCGCAUUGUGCCGGCAGGUAGAGGUCUUGCGCCGCCUGGGGAAUCAGGCACCCUACGCUACGGCGUUGGAGCAGGCGACCAUCCGUGUGCCCACCAGCGGUGCGAUCCUCGGGCGCUGCGUUCCGGAGGUGGCCGCUCUUUGCUGGCACGAAACAGAUCCGGUGGCGGCAGCACACUGCCGCAUCUCUUGCAUCAACGGCCAGUUCUCUGUGUGUGACCUCGGGGCAGAGGAGGAGGGAACACUUUUCGACGGCCGGCGCUUGGGCACGGCUUGGUGUCCACUGAAG
Molecule: messenger RNA, 405 nt
Organism: Symbiodinium sp. CCMP2592
Lineage: Eukaryota; Dinophyceae; Suessiales; Symbiodiniaceae
Source: the annotation of a GenBank genome assembly